This is a messenger RNA of Tachysurus vachellii, 2999 nucleotides long. It is a transcript of the gene rcan1b, whose product is annotated as regulator of calcineurin 1b. Gene Ontology annotation, biological process: calcium-mediated signaling. The record is from RefSeq and is a predicted model, not a curated record. Lineage: Eukaryota; Metazoa; Chordata; Actinopteri; Siluriformes; Bagridae. Gene Ontology annotation, molecular function: nucleic acid binding; calcium-dependent protein serine/threonine phosphatase regulator activity. Gene Ontology annotation, cellular component: cytoplasm; nucleus. The coding region runs from base 235 to 858 and encodes 207 amino acids. The transcript is spliced from 4 exons.
AUUCGGUGCCAUCACCAACACUGACGUGGUCCGUUGUGUCAGACUGUACGGGGAUUUAUAAAAGUCCCUCAAUAAUGAAACAGCGCUCGGACUGUGGUGUUGUGGCCGCAGACGCCUCUGUACCGAACACUGCGGCAUGAACACAGCCGUCUGUUUAAAACAGACCCGUCUUAUCUGACCUCAAAACGGCUCCAGCGGGUGAAGCCUCGACCAUUUUUGUUGUUUACAUCCGUCAUGCAGGAGUCGGAUGAACGGAAAGGGGCGGCGACGGCAGACGUGCAGGUCGAUGAACAACCGAACGCGCUCAUCGCCUGUAAAGUCCCCGACGAGGUCUUUAAUGACACCCAUGUAAAGGGCCAGUUUGAGACACUGUUUCAUCAGUUUGAUGCAGGAGUGUAUUUCCAGUUCUUCAAAAGCUUUCACCGUGUACGCAUUAACUUCACCAGUGCUGUGGCUGCUGCUCAGGCGAGAGUGAACCUUCACAAGAGUGACUUCAGUGGCAAAGAGAUGCGCCUCUAUUUUGCCCAGUCUGUGCAUAUAGGCAGUCCUCGUCUAGAGCCCCCAAAGCCAGACAAGCAGUUCCUCAUUUCUCCUCCAGCCUCUCCUCCAGUAGGCUGGGCGCAGUCUCAGGAUGCUACGCCCCUCAUUAAUUAUGACCUACUGUGUGCUGUCUCCAAACUUGGUCCAGGUGAGCAGUAUGAGUUACACACUGGAACCACCACCACGCCUAGUGUGAUAGUGCAUGUGUGUGAAGAUGACAUCUCGGAUGAUGAAGAGGAAACAGAGAGAGGAACCCGGGCACGCCCAAAAAUUAUUCAGACUCGGCGCCCAGAUUAUGCUCAUGCUGUCAAGAAGUGAAUUUAUUGGACCAUCCGUGCAACUAGUAACUGGACUUUAAAUCUAGUUUUACCCUCCACAGCACCACGGAGACAGCAAAGACGAGCACCUCUUACUGAGAUGGAGUGUCUGAUCUUUACCACCACAUGCACUUCUGAAGUAAAUUUGGUUUAUUUCGGUAGAACAAGAUACAUUAGGCAAUGAAUUGAGUUUAUAUAAUUUAACAAAAGGCGCUUCUGCUUGGCCUUACAUUCAUGUAAUGAGAAAGUGGCAUUUGGAGAGUGUUGUCUGGUUUUGUUGUUUUUUUUGUUUGUUUGUUUUUUUGUUUUUGUUUUUGUUUUUUUACUUUAGUUUUUAUAAAACACAUUUUCUUCAUGUGUGAAAGUUAUGUCUGUUGAGGGGCCACAAAUGUAGAGCAGCUUAUUGGCAUUAUGUUGUAGCCUGUUGUGUCUGUCUAUGUUGCUAUGUUAUAAUAUUGUGCAAAAACUAAUUAAUGUUAUUAAUGUUAUCUGAUUUAUCUGAUUAUUAUGCACUUGGGGCCCGAAUUCAGAGUUGCCCGCAUACCUAGGAGCUAAUAAUGGAAUUGCAAUUGUCCAGACCUUUUUUGACGGGGCGUUGACUAGACCACAUCAAAAUACCUGAAAGAAAUAUCAGACAUAUUACUAAUUAUACAUCCUGUAAAGAAAUCUUUACAAUGUAAAAAUACAAAUAUGUGCAGUUUAUGUUGCUCUGACAAAUGAAAGUGUUCUUGUUUUCAACUCUUUUCAAUUCGAAAAAUUACUUUUAACUGUUUUAAUUCAAUUCUAAUUAUUUGUAUAUUGAUUUUAACUACGGACAUUGUCUCAAAGCAGCUUUACAGAAAUCUAAAAACAUAGAAUAAAGAUUACGAAGUUUAAAAUUACAUUAAUAUUUAUCCCUAACAUUCAAAACAUCCAUUAAAACAGUAAUAGUAUGCUUGUUUAGUUUGCUGUAUAUAAAGAGGAUCCACACCUGAGUGCCCUUUAUUUAAUUCAAUUCAAUUUAGUUUAUUUGUAUGGCGCUUUUAACAAUUGUGGAAUUGUCUCGAAGCAGAAGCACAGACACAGAAUAAAAAUUGUAAAGUUUAAGAUUAAGUUAAUAUUUAUCUCUAACAUCUAUUCCUAAUGGGAAGCCUGAGGUCAUGGUGGUGAGGAAAAACUCCCUGAGAUGAUAUGAGGAAGAAACCUUGAGAGGAACCAGACUCAGAAGUGAACCUCAUCCUCAUUUGGGUGACACUGGACAGAAAAUAAUGUCCCUUCUGUUUGCGUAUUUAGCUAAUUGCAUUACAAGCUUGAUAAACUUUCCCGGUGGGCCACUGAUCUUAAAUUCUAAGAGAGAUGUCAUGGGGCAGUUAAGCUCAUUUACCCCUGGGGUCAAACUCUGGAUGCUUCUGCACUACUACAUUUAGCUGAGAUCCUGACCAUGUUCACAAUAUGAGCACAAUCACAAUCCACACUAAAUCUAAUCACAACUGGAGUUUCACUCCUGACUAAGCCUCAGGAUUUCUGCUAUAAUGCUAUAAAUUAGUAGACUAUGUUUAUGUUAAGUUAAUCAUGCCGAAUUAAAUUGGCUGCAUCAGUAAUAUUUAUAGAUUUGCAGACGGUUAAAUUGCAUGAAACCCCCGUUGUUAAAUUGACACAUUUGCCAUAAUUGUGUCUUAAUGUGAUUAUUACGAUUUGGAAUCUUUUCACAUACCGAUUAUGACAAUCAGCCUUAGUAUAUUUGCAAUAUAUUCAACUACAAUUAGAUUUAGUUAUUUCUGGCAUUUUCAGGCAGCUCUUUAUUUCCCCUUUUUUAAUCAUACUGAUUGUUAAUGAAAGAAAUCAAUCUUCUGAGCUAUGAACUACAUAUUUUAAUAAUUUACAUAUUAUAAAUAAGUGAAUAAUCUCUCUAAUCCUCACCGGAAUCUGAUGUUCAAUAUAAACAUAAAUAUUCUUGUAUCUUUCAAAAACAAGUCUGCAGCUCUGAAUACGGCCCUUGAAGAAUAACGCCUUAUUAUGUGGUACAUGUUUAACAUGACUUGAGUGUUGCUUCAUAUCUGUUACAUAAAAUGUGAUCUGUUGAUCUGGUGUACUGUAUUGUCUGUGGAGAUUAGUCACUGAAAUCAUUGUCAGAGAAUAAAGAAAAUAAAAUUUUAAAAUGCA